Messenger RNA from Aureobasidium subglaciale EXF-2481, 675 nucleotides. RefSeq lists its product as uncharacterized. Gene Ontology annotation, molecular function: acyltransferase activity, transferring groups other than amino-acyl groups. The transcript has a single exon. NCBI's taxonomy places the organism in Eukaryota, Fungi, Ascomycota, Dothideomycetes, Dothideales, Saccotheciaceae. The record is from RefSeq and is a predicted model, not a curated record. The coding region runs from base 98 to 610 and encodes 170 amino acids.
GGUCUCUCCCUCACGAUAGCACAACUCAAUGUCAAUUCUCUGUUCGUUCAGGAAACACGUCGCAUCUCAAUUAAUCAUCUCGUCGACGCAUCGCAAAAUGGCCAGCUCGGUCCCCACCAACAACGUCAUAAAAUCUUACCCACAGGGCACGAUAGAGCUAGCCCAACACAACGAUCUUGCCAGCAUACACGAUCUCAUCACCACAGCCUAUACGCCUUACAUCGCUCGACUUGAAGGCAGGAAGCCAGCGCCAAUGACUGCAGACUAUGCUUCUCUGGUCACAGAUUCGUCACUCUAUAUCCUUCGUCCUGCUGCCUCUCCUUCCACAAUUGCGGGAUGCAUAUCGCUCGCGCUGACUGAAGGAGGUGACGCUUUGGAGGUCAACAACCUAGCUGUUUCUCCGGCAGCGCAGGGCAAAGGGUAUGGUAAAGUCUUCAUGGCUUUUUCAGAAGAGCUUGCAAAGGACAAAGGCAUCAACAAGCUAGAACUCUACACCAAUGUCAAGAUGGUGGAGAAUCUGGCAUUGUAUAAGAAACUAGGGUAUCAAGAGUUGGGAAGGUGGAGUGAGGACGGUUUUGAAAGAGUGUUCUUCAGGAAGGAAGUCUGGUAGAUGGUCUUGAUUUUCGUCAAAGUCUUCGCUUAAUGGUCAAUUCAUUGUCAAGUUCAUCAUGUUUG